AGGGGGCGCCGCUGCCCGUGCCGGAGCGGCGGGCCGAGCGAUGGCGGCCGAGCUGGAGUCGUCGCUGGAGCUGAGCUUGUCGAGCAGCGGCGCGGAACCCGGGGCGCUGCCCCCCGCGCGCUCCCGCAUCUUCAAGAUCAUCGUCAUCGGGGACUCGAACGUGGGCAAAACCUGCCUCACUUACCGCUUCUGCGCCGGCCGCUUCCCAGAGCGCACCGAGGCCACCAUCGGGGUGGAUUUCCGCGAGCGCGCCGUCGCCAUCGACGGGGAGCGGAUUAAGAUCCAGCUCUGGGAUACGGCGGGACAAGAGCGAUUCAGGAAGAGCAUGGUCCAGCACUAUUAUAGGAAUGUACAUGCUGUUGUGUUUGUAUAUGAUAUGACAAACAUUGCAAGUUUUCAUAGUUUACCAUCAUGGAUCGAGGAGUGCAAGCAACAUUUGCUCACCAAUGACAUACCCCGGAUUUUGGUUGGAAAUAAAUGUGAUUUGAGAAGUGCAAUUCAGGUACCUACGGACAUGGCACAGAAAUUUGCUGAUACUCAUAGUAUGCCACUUUUUGAAACAUCUGCUAAAAAUCCUGAUGACAAUGAUCAUGUGGAAGCCAUAUUUAUGACACUGGCUCAUAAGCUCAAGAGCCACAAGCCACUAAUGCUUAGUCAGCCACCUGCUCAUAGCACAAUACACUUAGAAUGUGAACCAAAACCUGCCGUGACAUGUUGGUGUUAACUAUUUUUAAUCACUUUGUCUAGUGUGCAAAUGCUUUAAGAGUGUGGCCUUGGUCAUAUUCCAGCGCAGUAGGAAUUAUGUUGGCACUUUACUGUAUGCUCUUGUGUCUAGAUGUGUUACACUCUUUGCACUUUGUCAUUGUUGCAUCCAAAUCACUGAAGUUUCUGAAAGUUAAACUUUACUUGAAAAGCUGAUAUAUCCUAUUAAAGUAGCUUGUAGUUUCAGGAUCUUCUCUCCACUAAAAAAACACAUAUAUAGGCUAGUUUUCAAAUGUGUGCCAACCUGAGUAUAUCAUGGUUCUGUAGAAACCUAAAGUGUUACAAAGAACUAACCUUGGAUACUUGGUGAAAUUAACAUUUCAGUUGUAUAUUUUGACCAAUGCCCAAUGGAAUGGGAAAAUUUUGCUUGAGUGCUAAUGUUGAAUGCCUUUUGCAUUCUUCUCGGUGCUUUAUUAUAAUCUCUCUUUAGGUUCAUGAAUCAAGGGAUGCACAUUCAGAGCUUUUCUGCAUAAAAAUAUGUUUGAAACUCAAAAUGUCAUUUUUCAUAUGACUAGCACUCUUUAUAUCUUAAUACUCAUUCUUGUGUGAGAGAAUGAUAGAAAAUACUUCUGAGAGACUAUCCAGAAUUAUUCCUGCAUUGUUCCACACCCUUACACUGUCAUCUCUUACCAGAUAGGCAUGUCAUGUGAAUCUAAUGAAACAUUGGAAACAGCACUGGAAAACUAUAACUAUAUAACUGUUGCUACAGUAACUGUACUCUGGAGGUGGAACAAUCAGUAUUUUCUUUUCUUAACCUUGUGCCUAUACCUUUAAGAGCUCUCUGGCAGCAUAAGAAGAGCUGGGUAAUUCCCACUUGCACUCCACUAGCCUUUGCCUCUCCUGGCUGCCAUGGAGCAAAACUUGUUUCUGUAUUACAGCAGGAGGGUGGGGGUGCCCCCCUCCAAGUACUGCUUUUCAGUGCUUUUAAAAUUAUUGACACCAUCGAGAUCAGACAAUUCUUAACCAUUGAUUUAUAUUUUGUGUUCUUUUGUCCGGUGAAAUGUGGCAUAGGCUUACAGGCUUAGUGGAGCAUCCAAACCAAUCACAGCCUGAGAGAGCUCCAGGCACACAUUUUAGAUCAGGAUACUAGCUUAUGAAGUUGAUGUCUAAGUAAAAUGGUUAAAACUGAAGUGAUAACACUACUGAAAAGGUCUAGUGAAGUGCAAAUUUAGGUUUACGUAGACUGAUUUGGAAGACCAAAUACUGUUCUUUGUGACAAGUUGAUCCUUGUUCAUGUUAUUUUAAUGUUUUUUAAAAUAAUAUGGCUAAAAUUAAGUGUCUGCAGCAUGUAAGAACUUGUGCCUUAGUAUAUUUUACAGGCUGUCAAGGGGAAAAAUAGAAAUGAGUAAUUUGCUUUUUUUGUAAAUGAAGCAACUAUAAAGCUUUGUUUAGGUACAUAUGACAGGCCUGGCUUGAUGUUUCUGCAUGUGCAAACAGUAUUAACAAAAUCCCUUGACAUUCCCAUGAUCAUUUCUUAACAUGCAGUUCUGACAAUGGAGAAUCCUGUGGCCUUCUGGCAGAGCUUUAUAGGAAAAUUGAGAUCAAGUUGUCUUUUAUCUCUUUGCAGAUAGACUCCUGAGUUUCAUGUAAGUUCUGGACAUGAAGCUGUCAUCCAUUUAAAACUCAUACAAUUAAUCAAGGCUUUUUUAAUGAUUUAAAUUGGCAUAAGCUUGCAUGUGAAUAAAACAAUAGUUCUGAUGAAUAAUGCAUACUUCCUUUGCUUUUAGAUAAUGUACAUACAGCAUUAGAAGAGCUAAGAAAAGAGCUUCUUUCCUGUAUGACAGGGAAAGAACAAUGCCUCUUCUAAGUAUGGCCAUAUAACCAUUUGAUUACCUGAAAUAAAAAGGGAAAGUAAGGCGUGGAAUAUGGAACCACCUUUGGAGAAUCACCAUUGUGUGUUAACACUUAAUUUGCUCAAUGUAGUUUGCUGACACUAUGUUUGUUAUAUGCCACUAUUGGGAAAAAAUUAAUACAAGCACCAUCUCAAGCUUUUAACCUUUCCUGUGCUAUAAUUAUCUUCAGUCAUUUUAGCAUAAUUACAGAUAUAUAAUAACUAAAUAAUAGAGAAAAGAUAUUAUCUUGUAAAUUACUGAAGUACAAAAUGCUAGCUUUAUGUCUAGGUUUAAAUAAAUAUGAAUUGCACCUCAAGUCAUUUAACAACAAGGGAGCAUAACCCACUGACACUUAAGCAUGCGUGUGGAUUGUGCUCAGGAUUUUAUAUAGUCUUUUCAAUUACCAGUACAGCUAUGACAGGACUUCUUUGUACAUCACUCGAAAAAGGGAAUUUUAUCUUUUUUUAAGCUUAAGCAAUUUUCAUUUGCUUUAUACUGCUUCCAUGAAUAAUUGGUAAGUGUUUGUAAUUAUGUUGAAUAAAGGAAUGUCUUAAAUACAUGAUUUUCAAAGAUAGUUUACAUUUUUUUUUAGAGGACUCACCUGUUUACUUAAAUUAAGAAUACAAAUUAAAGGAUUUAGUGCAAAUGUAUUAAUAUUUAUCUACAAACUUUUAAAAAUUGUCAGUCAAGCACAAAAUGUAGGGUUCUCUAAUCCUAGAGGAUAGGGAGUGGAAAAAAAACGAGCCAUGUAGGUACUAGCUCCCAAUACAACCUGUGAAGUAGUUAGUUUAAAAUGUAUAAAAUAACUUUACAGUAUAGAAUCAUUCUGCCAUAGAAUCACAAAAUAAUGAAGCUAUGUAACAUUUUCCAACAGCAUUUCUUAAUCAUAUUGUUACAUAUCUACAUGGUUAUUAAUCCACAAUGCUUCCCUAUAUAACAAUAAUGCUUUAAGUACAAAGGCAGUGUCAUUUUGUAUUUUUUAUCAUGCCAAAAUAAUGAAGAAUUUCUUUGUAUGUGUUCUUGUUAAAAUAACCACACCAUGUGACACUGUUUUAAAACAAAUAAAUCAUAUUCUGACA
Eublepharis macularius is the source of this 3673-nucleotide messenger RNA. It is a transcript of the gene RAB33B, whose product is annotated as RAB33B, member RAS oncogene family. Gene Ontology annotation, molecular function: GTP binding; GTPase activity. The record is from RefSeq and is a predicted model, not a curated record. Lineage: Eukaryota; Metazoa; Chordata; Lepidosauria; Squamata; Eublepharidae. Gene Ontology annotation, cellular component: endosome; Golgi apparatus. The transcript is spliced from 2 exons. Gene Ontology annotation, biological process: Rab protein signal transduction. Bases 41 to 724 code for a protein of 227 amino acids.